Salvia miltiorrhiza (redroot sage) is the source of this 1061-nucleotide messenger RNA. RefSeq names its product rab GTPase-activating protein 22-like. The coding region runs from base 236 to 667 and encodes 143 amino acids. The transcript is spliced from 5 exons. NCBI's taxonomy places the organism in Eukaryota, Viridiplantae, Streptophyta, Magnoliopsida, Lamiales, Lamiaceae. The record is from RefSeq and is a predicted model, not a curated record.
AGGCUCGCUCAUUUGAAUGUAUGGAUUUGUUGCUUAAGGUACUUGUCUUGUCUAAUUAUGUGUUUCAACAUUCAGUGGGAAGUUGUAUCUGUUUAUAUUCACCGGAGUAGGAAUGUAAGUUGAUGGUGCAGGCGAUCUUCACUGGAAAGUUGUAUCUGUUUAUAUUCACCGGAGUAGGAAUGUUUGAGUUAUAUAAAUCAAGUUUCUGUGUUUACCACGAUUCUACUGAAUUUUGAUGUCUGCUGUAACUUUCCCCUGCCUGAGAUGCUUGGUGUGUGGAGAUCUGAGAUCAUUACAAGAGACUGAAGCCGCCUUUAUUCUUUCACCGUUUUCUAGGGAAAGGAUCAUUCUGUGUAAAUUGGGAAAAAUGUGGAAGGACGUAGGAACUCCAGCCGAUUCUUACUAUCAAGUGCGACCUGACUGCACUGAUGUACCCGAAAGAAAGUUUAGAAUCAAGGGUGUUCACCCAUCAAUUAGUGGUGAAGUUUGGGAAUUCUUACUGGGAUGUUACGAUCCUAGCAGCACUUUUGAGGAAAGAGAGCAAAUACGACAGCGUCGAAGUUCGUCGCGCCUCGAUCUGCCGCUCUCUCGUCCGCCUUUCCCAGAAGGAGUCCACCUCCACCUGGUCCUCCGCCUCCGUGGUGGCGCGAAGAAGAAGCUCGGCUGAGGUGCAGUAACGAAGCCCUCAAGAAGAUAUGGAAGAGAAAAGAAGGGCUCAGGUGCACUUUAAGCUACCUCAUACGAUUGCCUAUCUUGGUGCCUAUUUUUUUAGUUUGUCACUUUAAUAAUUCUGAAGGUAGCGGUCAUUCUUCAUUUUUCACUAAAUCUCUAUUGCAGAUUACUUUCAUGAGGAAGAAGGAUUUCAGGAAAGAGCAACUAGUUCUUGAGGACUUAGUGCUAGAAUACAUAGUAUGAUAGAUUUUUGUUUUAGCUAUAAGAUAGUUGGUACUUUCAAUUUUGAAUCGAAUAUGCAAUGAUGAUGUAUACUUGAUACUUGGUUCAUUUGGAUGGUAAUGUAUGAAUAUUUUGGAUGAUAUAUAAAAUUGUUAUUGUUGAUUUUA